This is a messenger RNA of Pieris brassicae (large cabbage white), 3419 nucleotides long. RefSeq names its product solute carrier family 35 member F5. The transcript is spliced from 10 exons. The record is from RefSeq and is a predicted model, not a curated record. Lineage: Eukaryota; Metazoa; Arthropoda; Insecta; Lepidoptera; Pieridae. Gene Ontology annotation, biological process: regulation of peptide transport. The coding region runs from base 177 to 1553 and encodes 458 amino acids.
AUUUUUAUUCUGUUAUAAUUUCUUGUAAACCUUUUAUUUAAUAAUAAUAAAAUUUAUACGUAAGACAAAGGGGUAUGGUCAACAGACUUUAGCCUGGCCGGAAGGCGAAUAAUAGUAAUAAAAAAAUAUUUGUAAUAUACUAUUAUAUUUUUAUCGGCGGUUUUUUAUUUUUCUUGAUGCUGACUUUGUGUCAUAAUUACUUUUGCGUUUCGAAUAGUAAUAAAACCAGCAAAAAUGAUGGACAAGUAUUUAGUCGAAGAAAGUAUGCAUUUGGUAUUUUUAUUCUAUUACUGGUUGCUGUUUUAUGGGUAAUUUCUUCGGAAUUAACUAAGUACAUAUAUAUUGAGAAGAAAUUGGAAAGACCUUUUCUUGUGACCUAUGUGAGAAGUUCAUUAUUAUUUAUAUACCUCUUAGUACUGUGUUUUACUCCACCUACAAAGGAUCCAUGCCAACCAGCUGAAUACACACAACUGACAGAAGCAGUAAAUGAAACCGAUGAUGAGUUUAGUGAUGCCACAAAUAGUUUGGGUGACUCAACAUUUGUACCAGUCCGUGCAGGAGAAACAACAGAUAGCGAUGAUGCAACUCCAAGAGCCGUCAGAUUCAACAAAGUAGCUGAGGUGCGAGUCAUGUCAGCCGCGAUGGCCGGUGAGGCUUUACUUGCCCGUCUUUCGUGGUCGGCUUCACUCCGCGCCUCAGAGUUUGCCCAAAGACGUGCUGCGGCAGCAGCCACUCGACGACAUAUACGUCUCGCACUUAUAUUUACGAUACCUUGGUUCAUAUCCAAUUAUCUAUAUCGGCUUAGCUUGCUCCAUACGUCGACUUGUUCCGCGACAAUUUACACGUCAACGACAAGUGCAUUUGCGCUAUCACUCGGCGCUUUAUUCGCUCAAGCACCAACCGACAGAUUCAGCUUCUCGAAAUUCUUCUCAGUUUUACUCACUGCAGGUGGAAUGGUGGUGUUGAUUUUAUCGGAAAGCCAUAAGAAUAAUUGGACGGCGGUAUUAUCGGCUUUUGGCUCUGCAAUUUGUUACGCAGUGCAUUUGCUAUUGUUUCGACGGGAGUUGAGGAAAGGGGAUGGAAUUAAUUCUUUCUUACUUGUUGGUAUAGUCGGCUGUGUUUGUGGUUGUCUUAUUUGGACAUUUGGCGGUGUACUGGCACUAACGGGAGUGGAGAAGGCGGAACUGCCCUCUCCUCGUCUCUGGAGCUGGUUGUUGCUGGAUGCUGCUCUAAGUCCUUUGCUUAUGGAGUCAUUGUGGCUUUGGGGUAAAUCAUUAACAUCAUCGCGCACAGCAACAAGUGUGUUGAGCGCAACAGUGGUGAUGUGUGCGUGCCUUGAGGCGUGGCGGGGUGAGGGGGGAGUGGUGCGAUCGUGUGCGGCCGUGCUGGCCUCGUGCGGCUGGUUCUGUGCAGCACUGGAUAGGAGCGGCCUGCCUGCGCCGGCGGCUAGACUGCUACUCAGACUACGGCCGACCGAUCGACUCACGUCGAUACGCAACAUUUCCGAUUUGGAUGAGCAGACCGAGGCGCUAAUAUCAGAUGAUCCGACGUAACACGAUAAUUUUAAUGUCUAGAAUAAAUUUUUUGACUCGCAGCACCGAGUUUGCUGAAGCCACCCUUUGCGAUUGUUUCACUUAAAAUAAUUAUUGUAUACCAAUUUUGUGUUACACUCAGCGCCUUUGCUUAUUUACAGGUUCUAAAAAAAUAAGACUAAAAAUUGUCUAAGUAUGUUGUUUUAUUUCGUAAAUGGGAAAACAGAGUUUACUUAAUAUUGUAGUUAAUUUAAGUGAAACGGAACGCAAUUACUAGUCUAUGUUGUAGCAUUUAUUGACGUUUAAGUAAUAAUUCUUCGUAACAUUCCAUAAAAAAAACUGUUUUUGUAAAUACCUUAUUUAUACUAAAUUAACUUCAAAACUUGAAAGUAGAAAAAUCAUGACAACAGGGAAAUAUAAAUCUCGUCUUUAAGUCUAUCUCAGGUGGAUUUAAACGAAUUGUAAUUUGUAUGAGUGUUUAUUUUGGCUUUUUUGUGAUGUUUGAUUUUUAAUACAUAAAUAUAGCCCAUAGACCAAAGUAUUAAUGUGAAAUUUCAAAAAGUCACAGUGUAUACAUUUUGUGAUCUUUCGAAUUUAUAGAUACAAUAUAAUGUUUCCUAGACUUGUGAAUAUGUGUAAUUAAUAGGUAAGUGUUGUGUUGUUUCACUAAAGCAACUCUAGAGCGCUCACGGUCUUGGCGACGAGUUAUAAAAUUCUGAACUUAACUCGAUGGACUAAAUACUAAGCUUACAAAUUACAUAUUGAUCAUGUGUAUCUCAAAUUCCCAACCAGUUUUGUGCCAUGCCCCACCUUAGCCUUACUAAAAUUCAUAUGCAACACCCCCCCCCCCCCCCUAUCAACAUAAAUAACUUUUAAUUUUAUAUUUUUAAAACUGGAUUUGAAUAUAUUUUCGUCACAUAACGUUGAAGUUUAGCCAAUGUUGUAAUUGUUAGUAAAUCUCGUAAGUGACUUUGAGUGCAAUUGUAUUUACGAAAUAUGCCUUUCCUCGAGCCUUUUUUUAAUUUAUAAGACAUUCAAAGGUUAUUGGGGCUAAUUUUGAUGUAUUGAACUAGUUUUAUACCUAAGUUUACGCAGCUACAUUUGUGAAAAAAUUGAUUUUGUAAAAUAAAUAAAAUAAUAAUUUAUUUAAAUUUAUAUCUGGCUCGAAGAACCAACAUAUCUUUUUUAUUAUUAUGGCCCAUGGGCGAGUUUUUUUUAACUUAAAUUAUGAUACAGGCCCAGCAAAAUUGUAGUAGUAAUUCAUUAAAUUAUUUAUUUUUCUAGUUAAGAUUUUUUGUAGACAAUAUUUUACUUAAUUUAGCCUAGAUCGUAACCAUCAAAAUUAGCACAGCUCAAGGCCGCCUCGGGACUUCAUAGUGUUUAAGUUUGUACUUUAUUACUCUACAUAUGUAUUUUUAUUGGUUGGCGGGAGAAAUAAUUUUGUUUAAAAAAUCAUAUAAAAUAACUAUUUUAAUAUAAUAUAAGAUCAGUAUUGUGGUAUGUAUAUAAGAUUUCUGUAAAUAAACUGUAUUUUAUUACUAUUUUGCAGUGCAGAUGAUGGAAUGUUUAAAUAACUAGUAAUGUCUAUGAAACAAUUCCUAAAGGGAGAAGGCCGAACAAUUUUAACACGUCUAAGUAUAGCUUUGAUAACAUUUAUGAGAAUGAAGGCCUUGGAUGACAUUAAAUUGUAUGAAAAAAUCUGUGAAUGGUCUCUGAGAGGCCCAAAGUCACCAAAUUGUUGGCCUCCAUCAUCUGAGGGAACGACUUUCGUUUUGAGAUUAUUGGUAUAUUUAUAUAUCAACUUGUUUACAGUAUCUGUUGCACAAUGUUUAGAUGCAAUUGUUUAAGUUAAACUGAAUGUACCUAAUAAAUAAACAGCUUUGAUUC